GAAGAAAACUUUAAAAAAGCAAACGCAGCCGUUGCUCCUGGGAAGGAGAGGCUGUGGAGUGCCCUGGGCCGUGCAGUGCCUGUGUCUGUCCCCUCAGAUCUGUGCGGCUCAGGAGAGGAGAAGCCGCCCCCGGGCGCCCCCGGGGACGGGGGGAGCUGCAGUGAGCCCGCGGAGAGCCUGGAGGUGAAGCCCCACUCGUACCUGGAGGCCAUCUGCAGUGGGCUGGCAGAGCCCGGGCCCGAGGUGCCCUGCGGGGCCAGGGGGCAGCUGUGCCCCUACUCGGCCCGGGGGCCGUGCCCCGUCGGGGAGCGCUGCCCGUACCUGCACGGGGACCUGUGUGACAUCUGCGGCCUCCACGUGCUGCACCCCCACGACCCCGAGCAGAGGAGGGCCCAUGAGAUGAUGUGCAUGGCCACGUUUGAGCAUGACAUGGAGAAGGCCUUUGCCUUCCAGGCCAGCCAGGACAAGGUGUGUUCCAUCUGCAUGGAGGUGGUGUACGAGAAACCAUCGGCCUCGGAGAGGAGGUUUGGGAUCCUGUCCAACUGCACCCACACCUACUGCCUGUCCUGCAUCCGGCAGUGGAGAUGUGCCAAGCAGUUUGAGAACCCCAUCAUCAAGUCGUGCCCCGAGUGCCGAGUGAUCUCCGAGUUUGUCAUCCCCAGUGUGUACUGGGUGGAGGAGCAGGAGAAGAAGAAUGAGCUGAUUGAAGCCUUUAAGCAGGGAGUGGGGAAAAAGCCCUGCAAGUACUUUGAGCAAGGGAAGGGGACGUGCCCCUUUGGUGGGAAGUGUCUGUACCUCCACGCGUACCCCGACGGCACCCGCGCCGAGCCCGAGAAACCCCGCAAACAGCUGAGCUCCGAGGGCACAGUGCGGUUCUUCAACUCGGUGCGUCUGUGGGACUUUAUCGAGGACAGGGAGAGCCGGGCGGCGCCGGACACGGACCAGGUCACGGAGCUGGGGGAGCUGUUCAUGCACCUCUCGGGGGCUGAGGAGGACCCCACUGCUGCCCAGUGAACAGCACAGCCCCCCACCCACAGCAGUGCAGCUGUUGAUUAGCCUUGCCUUUACCCUCUGCAGCACAGGUAGAACAAACGUGCCCUGUGGUUUACUGUGCAGUCCCGGUGAAGUUUUCAGAUAGUUUUUGUAUGGCAACAAAAAUACUAAAAUAUAUUUAAAAAAAAAAUUGACUGCAUGGAAAAAAGAAAUCCCUUAAUCACAAGAGGGUUUUCUCCCUCUCUGGCCCAACAUAUGCUGUCUUGUGAACUGAGUGGUAGUGUAAAUACAGUGCCAGGUAAAGCUUAAGCUGGUAAAAACUGUU
Molecule: messenger RNA, 1318 nt
Organism: Manacus vitellinus (golden-collared manakin)
Lineage: Eukaryota; Metazoa; Chordata; Aves; Passeriformes; Pipridae
Gene: MKRN2
Product: makorin ring finger protein 2
Exons: 5
Biological process (GO): protein polyubiquitination
Molecular function (GO): metal ion binding; ubiquitin protein ligase activity
Source: RefSeq, a predicted model, not a curated record